Messenger RNA from Pyricularia grisea, 1230 nucleotides. RefSeq lists its product as uncharacterized. The transcript is spliced from 2 exons. NCBI's taxonomy places the organism in Eukaryota, Fungi, Ascomycota, Sordariomycetes, Magnaporthales, Pyriculariaceae. The record is from RefSeq and is a predicted model, not a curated record. Bases 1 to 1230 code for a protein of 409 amino acids.
AUGGAUUCGGUCAGUUCCGCAGGCAAGCAGCAGAAGAAGCCUAGUGACACAUAUUUGUGCAAACGCUGCAACGUUCCCGGUAUGAGCCGCACUGCCAUCAUCAUCACCAUAACACUGGCUGACUCUACUUUUCCAUGGGACUCAGGACACUGGCUCACGCAGUGUCCGACAAACCUAGACCCAUCCUUCGAUACGGUUCCUCUCAGAUUACGCUGCCCGCUUUGUGGUGCGGUAGGCAAACAUCUCAUGACUCUUUGCCCCAAGAACAAGGAUUCCAAAUCGCUCAACCAGAGACGUAUCCUGGCCGGGGUGUCCAGCAAGAACCAUCAUCGAGAGAGCAGGCGGGAGCGGCAUAGACUCAGGAUUUCUUCAAAUAAAUCCUCUUCUAAAGGAGAAGGUGGUCUUUCUCGGAGUGGUGAUCGUGGCCGUAGCCGUGGCCGUGGCCACGACCAAAACCUAGAGCACACCCGGGAACGCUCUCGCUCGCGGAGCCAACACAUCAGAGUCCGGGAAGGCCCAUCUCGCAGGAGGGAUAGGUCUGUCCCGAACCAUUCAGGACGCAGCUCGCCUCAGGAUCUUGGAGAUUUUGAUGAUUCCAAGCACGACGGUCUCCAGGACUGGAAGGAGAAUUAUGGUCCGAUGAACGCAGAACGGGCUCGCAUGAUGCAAUCUGGCGCGAGGGACAAGUCCCGGGGCUCCAAACGGCGCUCCUCGACCAAAACACCCGAGAUGGAAAUCGGCAGCGAAUAUGCAGUCUAUUGGCCAGAGAAUGAGGAAUCCCGACGCAGUCCUACGGUAUCGCCACCCCAGACCCAUGCCAUGAGCGACCGGUGUGGAUCUCCAGAAUCAUCCGACCAGCAGGCAGGUUUUCUGCAUAUGAACAUAGCUCUGAGGAGUCGCCAGCCGCAACAACCUGACGAGACGGUCAUCGAUACGGACCGUAUAUUAGAGUCUGUAGAGCAGUACAUCACAGCCCAGUUUAACCGCGAAACGGCCAGCGGGCCAAAGAACGCAGGACCACAGGAUAGGCCAGUCGUUGAGCCGGUUAUGGGCACGAGACACCCGUUGGAUUGUUACUCGGCCGCAGCUCGAGGCCUCAUUUUACGAUUUGGCCUUGGGAACCCGUGGGUCAACUACACCAAGAGGAGGCGCGCCUUGGAUCUGUGGGAUAAAAAGGAGCAGGUCAUGGGAGUCUCGAGGGCUCGGAGGAUGCGAACUCGGUGUGUUUGA